This is a messenger RNA of Metopolophium dirhodum (rose-grain aphid), 1042 nucleotides long. RefSeq lists its product as uncharacterized. The transcript is spliced from 4 exons. The coding region runs from base 370 to 1011 and encodes 213 amino acids. Lineage: Eukaryota; Metazoa; Arthropoda; Insecta; Hemiptera; Aphididae. The record is from RefSeq and is a predicted model, not a curated record.
AACGCUUAAAAAAAUUGUGCUUUGCGUUGUUUUAAUACAUAAUAUAUUAAUAUGUAUUGUUAAUUUAUUAUGCAAAUCAAAAAACUAGCGUUGAAUUAUUAUAAUGAUAUAUUUAUACUCAGAUUAUAGCUAUUUUUUUUUAUUAUAUAUUAUUAUUUUCUCAAAAGUACACCAUUUUUUUUAAACGUCAUAAUUAAAUAUUCUUAAGCUUUAUAUUGGGUACCUACCUAUAUUUUUAUUUUUAAUGUAUAUCGUAUAUGAUAAUAGUAGUAUUUAAGUUAUUCAACUUCAAUAUUUGGAAUGGUACAUAUUUGAAACAGUCGUUAGAAAAUCAAUUAUAACACAACCAGCUGUCUUCAACAAUUCGAAAUGUUUUUAAACUAUAUCAAUAUCGAAUUUUCCAAAGUUGAUUCACCACCGAAAACACCUGAAGAAAUGAUCGCAUUUAUCAACAAUUUACACGACGAAAGUGUAAUUUCAAAAAUUCCAAAAAAUGAUGUCAAUCUCAUCAGUCAACUCAAAAUGUAUGCUUCAUCUCAAUUAGCUGAACAAUGGGCGCAACGAUGGAAUGGAGAAAUGUCACCAGAGUUAUUCACUGAAUCCGAAGUGAGGCUCAUUUCACCUCCGAGAUAUUCGAGUAUGUCUCCAAUGCACGAAGACCUUUCACAAGCAAGGGUAGCUGACGAGGAACGUGGUAUCGAUGAAUUUUUAACACAGGCGACAUGGGCACCAGCUCGGAAAACAAAACCAUUGCCUAUUGAUGAUCCUGGCAGUCUACCGACGACGAUCAUAGACACUCUUCCCGCAUCGUUUGAUUCAGACAAUUUUGCACAGCCCCCUCCGUGGUAUACAGCGCCUCAAUAUAUUGAAUCUUCACCAACGAGCCCCGCAGUUGAUGAGAACGACGGUCCGACGUCUUUCAACCACUCGCCAUCUAUUCUCGACUUCACAGGCGGCGAGCCCACGAAAAAAUUAAAUAAGCGGAACGCUAAACGCAAACUGUUUGAAUAAUAUUAUUUAAUAAUUUUGUGUAAAAUAAAAA